Vespa mandarinia (Asian giant hornet) is the source of this 2388-nucleotide messenger RNA. RefSeq lists its product as uncharacterized. Gene Ontology annotation, biological process: regulation of transcription by RNA polymerase II. Gene Ontology annotation, molecular function: DNA binding. The record is from RefSeq and is a predicted model, not a curated record. Gene Ontology annotation, cellular component: nucleus; transcription regulator complex. Lineage: Eukaryota; Metazoa; Arthropoda; Insecta; Hymenoptera; Vespidae.
AGAGACGUACGAAAGGCGUUUAUAGUCGAAGCUGGCGUAAAUUCGGGAUGAUGACUCAAACGUCGAAAGAGAUCGAAAAUGUUGACAAUUUUUGAUCGGCGCAGUCGACGCGCGUAGUCUUUAUUAUUGGUCGGUCACUAUCAAAGUUCUGCGUCAAUUCCGUGACAACGAGGAGAAGGAACGUAUAACGGUCGAUAACGACGAUGCGGUUUAAAAGAGGGCCGACGUGGCAGCGGCACGUAUUUUCGUCCACGAAAUGCCAAGAAGACGACGAGUCGAGAGCGCAUAGCAAUCACCGGAUGUUAUCAACGUAUAUAUAUAUAUAUAUAUAUAUAUAUAUGUAUAUGUAUAUGUAUAUGUAUAUGUAUGUACGUUGCUCGCGAAAGUAACUCGAUCGGUGCGAAUUCCGACGUACGAACGCGUGUACGUACGAUACGUCUACGCGUAUAUUCGUUUGUACUCGCUUGGUAUACUUUAUGGAAGUAUAAAUCGCGAUAUGACGCUUAAAGUUAAUAAAAUACCAUAUGCAUAACUAUGUUCAUGUGUACGUACGCAUGGAUAUAAAAAAAAAACGCGUACGAGUAAAAUUCAAUAAGGAAAGGCUUAACGCGAAUAAAUAAAAUACACACGUGGAUGGACGCGCGUCUCUCUUCCGUCGUUCUUCAAUCGGGUAUAGGUCAGUAGAGAUUUGGCAACGUCGCGAUGUAGCAGAGGCGGCGACGGCGGCGGCGGCGGCGGCGGCAUAGAUUCCGCUCCGCAACCGCAACCGCACACCCGCCUGGCCGCCAUGAUGCCAAACGAAAUACGCCGUGCAACGGUUUCUCCGCAGUGACGCGUAAGCUACCGUCAACGUAGCAACACGGCCAUUUGCGGCAAGCGUUCCGUACGAUUCUUUUUAUUUUUUUUUCGUUAUUCAUCAAAUCAUUCAUCGUAGAAUUUUUAUCGAGCUAACCCAGAGACCGCAUCAUCGAUUCGUCUCCGAUCAAUCGUCACGUUUUAUUUUGAAAAACAGAACUAUCCAUUUUUGUCCUCUACGCGUAUUUCGCUCGCUUUUCGAUAUUAAGAGGAUUAUCGAGAGAAUCUAGCUUUUGAAUCGAUGAUCGUUGAGAGAAUUGACGAAAAGGAAGAGAGGGGAUAGAGUGACGGAGAAGAGAGAGAGAGAGAGAGAGAGAGAGAGAGAGGGAGGAAGGGGGCGGGGGGCAGAGAGAGAUAUAUUUGAAAAUAUACAACAUGUUUGACACGGAAAGAUUUAUCGAGGAGAUCGAGAAAAGGCCGGCGAUCUACGAUGUGAAUCGUAGCGAGUACAACGACCGUAACGCCAAGAUGAGCGCGUGGGAAGAGGUUUGUCAGGUGAUGGUACCGAACUGGACGCGUUUGUCGGACGAGGAGAGAAACAUGGAAGAAAAGAGCUUGCGAGGGAAGUGGAGAAAUAUACGAGACUAUUUCAUGAAAGAGUUCAAACUGCAGCUGCAAAAAUCCCUUAAACCGGACUCGGUACGCCGGAAGCGGAAAAAGUAUAUGUACUACGACCAACUGCUUUUUCUCAUGCCCACCGUUGAAAACAAGCUACGGAUUACGAAUGUGGCAGGAAAUCAAUGCAAAUCGGAGGAAAGCGAAGGCGAAGGCGACAAUCCAGUUAUAGAAGAAUCCGACGUUCCACUGGCCCACGCUGUUCCGUCUCUAACGACCGGCAGAGAAUAUGUGCAAACCGGUGCUUCUUUCAAAAUGUGUCCACGUUAUCCGAAGCAAUUGUGCGAAACGUCUUUGGCGUCCUUCGAUAAUGAAAUUCAUGAUAUCCUAUCGUCGCACAGCGGUCAACGUGUAGCGAUCGACGAAGAAGAUUACGACAAAAUGUUUCUCUUGUCUUUAUUACCGACCAUCAGGCAAAUACCCGAAGAGAAAAAGUUAGACGUUAGAAUACAAAUGCAGCAAGUAUUGGCUUCGGCCUUACGUCCACCCGACGAUAAAUAAUCGAUCAUUAAGAUUUUCAUUUGAUCGCAACGAACCGAUUGGAUCGACGACCGACAUCUGACAAAGAUUUUAAUUAUAUGCAAUUUCGUCGAACGAGUAUCGUCGAUUCUGUACCUCAAUAUUUUAGAUUAACGAGAAGAUUAUGCGUAAUGAAGCUAUAUGUUUGUAUAUAUAUGGCUAAUAUUAUUGAGAUGCCUUAUGUGCAGGGACGAGUACAAAUCAUAAGUACUGAUUUCUAAUUGUACCAAUUAUGAUUAAAGAGCAACGAUCACGUGGACUGUAAGAAUACUUCUAUCUGUGAUAUGGUCGUGUUACAUGUAGAGAUAAUAGAAUAUAAAGUGGAAUGGAUUUUCUUGAAACGAUAUGCUACACAGAAAGAAAUUAUAAAAUUAUUAAAAUAUCGUAUCAGCAGGGUAA